AUGGCACAAAACAAUAAUAUCAACGUGACAGUUCCCUCAGGUGAAAUGCGUUAUAAGGGUGUGAGGAAGCUUCCCACAGGGAGCUACAUAGCUGAGAUCAAAGUUAUCAGCCAGAGAAGAUUUGUGUGGCUUGGAACGUUUGAUACAGCGGAGGAAGCUGCUAGGGCUUAUGAUGCAGCUGCCCGACGGCAUCUCGGCCCACGGACAGUCAUUAAUUUUCCUCCAAUAACUAAUCAUAAUGACGUCAAAAGAACCAGAAAUUAUCUUCAAAAGCUUAAUCGUAAGGCUGUCAUGAUCAAUUAUGCUAACAACACUGCUGCAUCGUUUUCUGGAUCAGGUGGAGCUUUGAUGCCAAAUCAGAGUUCUGAUCAGGAGUUUCGUCGUUUUACAACGAUUACUGGAGCUUCUGUUAUGAUGUCAAUAGUGCGAGAUAGAAGCUUAUUAGAGGCUUUAAUGAGAGAAGGAGUGAUACUUCCGGACCCAGAGAUCAUCGGGGUCCGCGAUGCUACCAAUACCGAGCCUCUCAAUCUUGAGCUUACUCUUGCACCGCCAGGGAGCAUGUGA
Messenger RNA from Solanum tuberosum (potato), 564 nucleotides. Its product is annotated as ethylene-responsive transcription factor ERF096-like. The transcript has a single exon. Lineage: Eukaryota; Viridiplantae; Streptophyta; Magnoliopsida; Solanales; Solanaceae. Gene Ontology annotation, molecular function: DNA binding; DNA-binding transcription factor activity. The record is from RefSeq and is a predicted model, not a curated record. Gene Ontology annotation, biological process: regulation of DNA-templated transcription. Bases 1 to 564 code for a protein of 187 amino acids.